Molecule: messenger RNA, 579 nt
Organism: Closterium sp. Naga37s-1
Lineage: Eukaryota; Viridiplantae; Streptophyta; Zygnematophyceae; Desmidiales; Closteriaceae
Source: the annotation of a GenBank genome assembly
AUGGCCGCUGCUAGUACCAGCGCGCGGCUCCACGCAGAGCGCAAUCUGCUUCCCCUUCCGCUCGCCUUGCUGCUGCUCCUCGCCGCCACCAGCACCAGCGCCACGCGGCCCGCCCUUCACGGAUCCCCCUCCGCCACCGGCGCGUCGCGCAGCUUCGCCCGCCGUGCGCUCGCCCACGCGGAUUCUGUUGUGUCCCCGCACAGUGUGGAGCGGCGGAAGCUGUUCAGCUGGGACGGGGUGACCGUUGAUCAGAUCAUUGCCGGCAGCCUGGGCACGAUCGACGGUCCAGAGGACGACGAGGUGACGACGAAGAUCGUGAAGAUAUUCAUGAACGCGGGGUACAACGUGAUGGUCAUUCAGAGCGCCCACUCCGUGCAGGGCGAUCCGGCGUCCGCGCAGGUGGAGGUGUGGCACUUCUGGGAUAACUCCGAGUUCAAGGUGUUUUACAAGCAGGGCCCCUUCUCUGUGGAGAAUCUUGGCAAUGGCGGGUACGAGAACUGGGCGUUCGGAGGGAACUGGGUGCGCUACGGCGCGGAUGAGAAGUCUGGCUGUCUCAUGUCAGUGUGGUGUAGAUGGUGA